AUGGCCACCCCUAGUGUUCUCACCUUUGACGCUGAGGGUCGGGCAGUUGACUUUGAGGUUUGGGUAGAUGAUCUGCAGCUUUUCUUACAGUGCGAUAGGGCAGACGGUCUCUCCCUGUUUGACCUCACUUCUGGUGCCUCUCCUGCCCCUGCUGCUGAUGCUGACGCCACUGUUCGCUCACAGUGGGCCACGCGCGAUGCUGGUGCUCGCCUUGCUGUGCGCCGCCACUUAUCGACCACUGAGCGUGCACACAUGAGCCAGUACAAGAGUGCUCAGACCUUGUACGAUGCAGUAGUUGCACGCUACUCUUCCCCUGCCACUGCUGCACUGAGCCGCCUCAUGCUACCGUACCUCUUCCUUGACCUUGCUGCCUUUCCCACAAUCGCUGACCUCAUUACGCACCUCCGCACUAGCUACACUCGCUACCGCGCUGCGCUUCUUGCUGAGGCGCUGGAGGGGCUGGCGGGGGCAGUGGAGGUGGUGUUGGAGGCAGUGGAGGGAGUGGGGGUGGUGGUGGGAGUGGUGCCGGGGGUGGCGGCGGCGGCGGGAGCAGUGGAGGCGGAGGAGGCGGCGGUGGUGGCGGAGGGAGCGGAGGCGGCGGAGGUGGCGGAGGAGGCGGAUGUGGAGGAGGUGGCGGAGGCGGCGGCGGCGGCGGUGGUGGAGCCGUUCGCGACUCUGCGCAGAGGAGUGGCUCAGAUGAUGGUCCGCGCCAGCAGCAGCGGAGUGGCGUGA
Messenger RNA from Closterium sp. NIES-65, 732 nucleotides. Lineage: Eukaryota; Viridiplantae; Streptophyta; Zygnematophyceae; Desmidiales; Closteriaceae. The record is from the annotation of a GenBank genome assembly.